Hyalella azteca is the source of this 8265-nucleotide messenger RNA. Its product is annotated as mucin-19-like. The record is from RefSeq and is a predicted model, not a curated record. NCBI's taxonomy places the organism in Eukaryota, Metazoa, Arthropoda, Malacostraca, Amphipoda, Hyalellidae. The coding region runs from base 280 to 7404 and encodes 2374 amino acids. The transcript has 10 exons.
UUUUAAAGCUGAAACUCGUACGCGCUCAAUGGAAAAUUUUAGUUCAAUCUAAGUUGAGUAAUUUCUUGAUAACUUUCAUUUUACUGAGAGGAUUCUUCAGUGGAAAAAGGAGAAAUUAUCACUGUGAGAGCGCAAUGAUUAUAGACUGAAGUGUAUGAGGGAUCAAAGUAUCUGAAUGAUAAGAAUUUGAAUGAUUUUUACUACUACUACUACUACUAGUAAAUAGUCUUGCUUAGCAUUUGCAUAAUUAUUAGUAGUUGUCUUCGUCCUGUCCCCGCAAUGGCUGAGGUCUGCGAGCGAAUGCAGGAAGUCAUCGAGACCUGCCGGGAACCUACGAUUGAGAAUGCUGAGGCCCAAGUCGCGAUCGCAAUUCACAAAACCAUUCUGACACAGUUAUUCGAAGGAACGAAGUUUGUUUUUCGCUAUACUGACAUUCACCUUCUUAUGAAAGACAUUCCUCAAAUUUCCAAUCACCUUGUGAAAGAAAUCCAGAUAAAUAUGAACACCAUCCAACCCAUGAGCUCCCGACUGCAGAAAAGCUCUUCCUACUAUCAAGCGUCUAUCAUAGAACAAAUGGACUCGGCUGGAAAUUGUGUAGUAUUCUAUAAAAGUUACUUAAGUUGGCCAUUGAAUUACCGAAUGAUGACAAGAAGAUAUUCUGGUGUGGUGCGGUGCGCCGAGGCUGUGGUGUUGGUGCUGCACAAACUUGCUACGCUCACGCACGAUUACAACAGUUUUGUGGACAGUAUCGGGUACAGCCGGGUGGGUUUGUUCCUGAUUGGCCGACUGGCACCCGGUGUGUUGGACGCAAGUUUCCAGUCGACGAUGAAAUAUCUGUUGUGGCGAUGUCUCUUCACCAGCAUGUAUUACGUUCUACUCUACAAGCAUGGGGACUGCUCACAAUGCAACGAUUAUCUCGAGCAGUUCUGCCAAUCUCUGCACAAGAACAUACUGGAGUCUUUUCAGUUCUUCUGCGUUGAAAAAGCAUCGCCCCAUGACGAGGCCGACCCAUGCUUCGUGCCGGCGCUGGGGUCCGAAUUAGUGUCCAAGUGCCCGACGUUCUGCACGGACGGGGCAAUCUUGUGGAAAAAUUCCGUACUGAAGUUCAUCAAGCAGCUCGACGUUUACCACAAGCGCAUCCUUGAGGAUCCCAGAAACUCGGAAUGCAGGGAAAAUUUGGCGCAUGUUGUCCUUGUGAAGCCUCCGCUGCCCGACGCUCUACUCGCCAUCGUCGCUGAGGUGGCCAGGGCAAAGCUCCUGGCGGCGGUCGCCCUCACGCCUCAUGCUGGCGGCGUCGAUCAAAACUUACAAUUAAGUUACAGCAGCUUCAAUAAAGCAUCUCGUAUGCUGAAGUGUCUGGAUCUUACGAGUAGCAUCGCCUAUGAGAAUUGUUUCAUUGACUGCGCACUCACGCAACUCUCAGGAGUCCUUCUGUACGCAAAACUGAAGGGCGCGGGGUGUUGCUCUGAUCGCACGUUCGCGGAGGUGGUGAACGUGUGCGCGGUCGCCGGCAGGGACAAGAACUUCCCGCGCUACUACAUCGCAGCGAGCGUCGUAUCCUACCUACACUGCUUCCUUGAUCAGUACUGGAGGACAAAUCCCUCCAGCAGGCAAGAUCUGCAGCAUUCCUCUCGCUUGGCUGCAGAAUUUCUGAAGGAAGAAACUGCAGCGAAGGCCGCGCUUAUUUAUCUGUGCACUGAGAUACGUAGGACCUGCACUAGCAGCCUGCAGCAGGGCAGGAGGUCUGAGCCAGGCCUGCUUGAACAUCUGCUUUUCGCAAGUCACCUUCUUCUGUCUUCAGUUGCAAUAUUCGAUCAGCUUUCUUUCGUUCAUGAAACUUCAGAAAAGAACAAUGCUGCCCUUGAAAGAAAAACUGGAAGUAAAAGAUCUUCGGCAUCAUCUAAAUUAACGAGAUGGGCAAUUGAACAUAGAAACUGCUUCGUUGCUCAAAUGAAAUGCAGUGAUGAACGGGAAAUGAAUAUUUUAGAACGUCGUCUGCCUGCUGAUGACAGUUACUGCGCAUACAAGGAUGGUGUUCUUGAGUUGAACAAAAUCAGAAUCGCCGCCUCUCGGUAUUUGAAUGCAGCCCAAAAUAUGGUAUUAGGUUUAUUAUCUGAGAAGACAUUAAUUGAUGACGGAAAUGUUGCUGCUGAAGUCAAUUAUUCAGCUGAGACCAGCAACGCCUCGGUCGAUAUGAACGGCACUGUGACUGCAGAAGAUCAAAAACAGAUAAACAAGCAAAGGAAAAGUAAAAUGAAUAAAUUUAACAAAAUUAAUGCACAUUCGAUGAAAAAUGAAGCGCUGCCAAAAAUACAGGAAGUUGCACUAGCAAAGGAUGGAUACUCGCCUGCUCAGAAACUAACGCAAUUCAAUUUGGAUGAAAGUGAGUCGGGUAGAUCGGCUAACAAUGAUGGGAAAUCUGCCAAGAAUCCAACAAAAUUUGCCAAGAACCAAGCAAAAUCGGCCAAGAAUAAAGAAAAAUCUGCCAUGAAUGAAGAGAUAUCUGCCAAGAAUGAAGCAAAAUUGGCCAAGAAUAAAGCAAAAUCCGCCAAGAAUAAAGAAAAAUCUGCCAUGAAUGAAGCAAAAUCUGGCAAGGAUGAAGCAGAAUCUGCCAAGGUUGAAGCAGAAUCUGCCAAGGAUGAAGCAGAAUCUGCCAAGGAUGAAGCAGAAUCUGCCAAGGUUGAAGCAGAAUCUGCCAAGGAUGAAGCAGAAUCUGCCAAGAAUGAAGCCGAAUUUACCAGGAAUGAAGCAAAAUCUACCAAGAAUGAAGCAAAAUCUACCAAGAAUGAAGCAAAAAAUGAAGCCAAAUCUGCCAAGAAUGAAGCCAAAUCUGCCAAGAAUGAAGCCAAAUCUGCCAAGAAUGAAGCCAAAUCUGCCAAGAAUGAAGCCAAAUCUGCCAAGAGUGAAGCAAAAUCUGUCAAGAGUGAAGCAAAAUCUGUCAAGAAUGAAGCAAAAUCUGUCAAGAAUGAAGCAGAAUCUGCCCAGAAUGAAGCAGAAUCUGCCCAGAAUGAAGCAGAAUCUGCCCAGAAUGAAGCAGAAUCUGCCAAGAAUGAAGCAGAAUCUGCCAAGAAUGAAGCAGAAUCUGCCAAGAAUGAAACAAAAUCUGCCAAUUAUGAAGCAAAAUCUGGCAUGAAUGAAGCAAAAUCUGCCAAAAAUAAAGCUAAAUCGUUUAAGAGUGAAGCAAAAUCUGCCAAAAAUAAAGCAAAACCUGCUAAGAAUGAAGCAAAAUCUGCCAUGAAUGAAGCAAAAUCUGCCAAGAAUGAAGCAAAAUCUGCCAAGAAUGGAGCAAAAUCUUCCAAGAAUGAAGCAAAAUCUUCCAAGAAUGAAGCAGAAUCUUUCAAGAAUGAAGCUGAAUCUGCCAAGAAUGAAACUGAAUCUGCCAAGAAUGAAGCAGAAUCUGCCAUAAAUGAAGCAGAAUCUGCCAAGAAAGAAUCCAUAUUUUCUGUGAAUGAAUUAAUAUACACAGAAAGUGAAAUUGAAUUGAUGGAAAAUAGAUCAAUAUUAGUCGAAAAUGAACAUGUAAUUUCAGUUAACAAAAUUGGAUCGAAAUCAUUGAUAACUUAUGCACCAUCUGCCAACGAUGAAGCUUCAUUAGAAAAUAAUGAAACAUGGCGCCUCACCAACGAGCCUUCAUGUCUCACCAUCAAACCUGCAUCGGUCGGAGUUGUCACUAUAACAGCCCAAAAUAAAGUUCCAUCAAAUGACAGUGACGUUCCAUCAGUUGGCAGUGACGUUCCAUCAGUUGGCAGUGACGUUCCAUCAGUUGGCAGUGACGUUCCAUCAGUUGGCAGUGACGUUCCAUCAGUUGGCAUUGAAGUUUCAUCAAAUGACAGUAAAGUUCCAUCAGUUGGCAGUAAAGUUCCAUCAGUUGGCAGUAAAGUUCCAUCAGUUGGCAGUGAAGUUCCAUCAUAUUGCAGUGAAGUUCCGUUAGCUGGCAGCGAACUUUCAUCCUCAGUCGCUGAAACCCAUCGUUCCCUUCAGAAGGCAAACUUCAGGAGGCGAUUAUCAGUAAAUCCUGAAUCCAGUGAGGGAAAAUCGGAAGAAAAUGUGUCCAGUGAGUUGCCAUCUGUAGAAUUCUUCUGUGAAACAAUUUCGAAAGCAGAGACCUCCACAAGCCUGUUAGACCCUCCAAAAUUUCCAGGAUUUCAGAAAGAAACUUCGUCUAAAGCCGAAACCCCAGUAUCUCAAUGUUCUAUAAUAGGUGAAUCUGCAUUUUCGGCAACAAAUAUUGAAGAAAUAGGUUGCUCUUUGGAAAUGAUAGAGGGAGAGGGGAGGCCAUUGCCUGUGAAACUCGGUUUAAAUCAGUGUGAGCUAUCCUCUGCACAGGGUUUACUAGAAUCAAGGAAUCAAUUAUCAGGAGAAACGAGUGCAACUUCUGCUACAAGAGGAAGGAUUUUUCGCAGAGGCAAGAAAAGUGUUUGGGCUCGAUCUACUCACGAAUUUCCUGAGUUAUUCCGUUGUACGGAGAUGCCAAGCACACCUUCCAAACCGAAGAAGAAAGGCUCAUCCCGUACCAAUAAUUCUAAAUUGGUCUCAUCCAGCGAACUUCCUGUGGUAAAAGGGAACUCUAUGGCUAGCCCUUGCUCAGCUUUCAGCACGAGAAAAUCGGAUGGUUCCGCUCAGAAGUUUCCUAUUCAAGUUAAUAGGAAUGCACCAUCCACUUCACAAAGGUCGAGCGCUGUUAAUGCCAAGGAACUUUCCUCAUUGAAAACCUCUCGAAUAAAACCAUGUUUUACUGGGAGCAGUAGCAUGUCUGUCCAGCCUUUACAAUCUGCCUCAGGCAGCAAUGCGACUGCUGUGGAUGUCACCAAGGAAUGCAAUACUUUGGUAACCAGAGUAUUCUAUUCGACGAUUCUAAAGGGAUCAGGUACUUCUUCGGUGAGUGAAGUCAGCAGCUUAGCCCAUGGCGUGCUUCCUGUCGAAUCAGCAGAGUCCGUAAGAAAUGGAAUCGCUCAAAAAACAUCAAAAUUGGCGAACGAGACCACAUCUCGUCUUACGUUUGGAGACUUCCUAGCCGUUGACAACGACGUGGCGCAAGAUCUUGUGCCACCUGCCACGGCACUUAUGCCACCUGCCACGGUACUUGUGUCCCCUGCCACGGAACUUGUGCCCCCUGCCACGGAACUUGUUCCCCCUGCCAGGGAACUUGUGUCCCUUGCCACGGAACUUGUGUCCCCUGCCACGGAACUUGUGCCCCCUGCCACGGAACUUGUGCCCCCUGCCACGGAACUUGUGUCACCUGUAUCGGCAAUUGUGCCACCUGUAUCGGCAAUUGUGCCACCUGUAUCGGCAAUUGUGCCACCUGCAUCGGCAAUUGUGCCACCUGCGUCGGCAAUUGUGCCACCUGCAUCGGCAAUUGUGCCACCUGCAUCGGCAAUUGUGCCACCUGACACAGGAAUUGUGCCACCUGCAUCGGCAAUUGCGCCACAUCCAUCGGCAAUUGCGCCACAUCCAUCGGCAAUUGUGCCACAUCCAUCGGCAAUUGUGCCACCUGCCACGGCUAUUGUGCCACCUUUUACGGCACUUGUGACCCCUGCCACAACACUUGUGCCUUCUGCCACACGUCUUGUGCCCCCUGCCACGGCACUUGCGCCUUCUGCCACACCACUUGCGCCUCCUGCAUCGGCACCGAGUGGCCACGGUGUACCAUCGGUGGACCGGUGGACUGAAUGGCUGAAGGAACGCGGCAGAUUGAAUGGCUGCAGUGGACUUAGUGCCUGCAGUGGACUUAGUGCCUGCAGUGGACUUAAUGGCAACAGUGGACUUAAUGGCAACAGUGGACUUAAUGGCAACAGUGGACUUAAUGGCAACAGUGGACUUAAUGGCAACAGUGGACUUAAUGGCAACAGUGGACNCCCUGGUGGACCGAGUGGCCCUGGUGGACCGAGUGGCCCUGGUGGACCGAGUGGCCCUGGUGGACCGAGUGGCCCUGGUGGACCGAGUGGCCCUGGUGGACCGAGUGGCCCUGGUGGACCGAGUGGCCCUGGUGGACCGAGUGGCCCUGGUGGACCGAGUGGCCCUGGUGGACCGAGUGGCCCUGGUGUACCGAGUGACCCUGGUGGACCAAGUGGCCCUGGUGGACCAAGUGGCCCUGGUGGACCGAGUGGCCCUCUUGGACCGAGUGGCUCUCUUGGACCGAGUUGCCCUCUUGGACCGAGUUGCUCUCUUGGACCGAGUUGCUCUCUUGGACCGAGUGGCUCUCAUGGACCGAGUGGCUCUCAUGGACCGAGUGGCUCUCUUGGACCGAGUGGCUCUCUUGGACCGAGUGGCUCUCUUGGACCGAGUGGCCCUCUUGAACCGAGUGGCCCUCUUGGACCGAGUGGCCAUCUUGGACCGAGUGGCCAUCUUGGACCGAGUGGCCCUCUUGGACCGAGUGGCCCUCUUGGGCCGAGUGGCCCUCUUGGACCGAGUGGCCCUCUUGGACCGAGUUGCCCUGGUGGGCCGAGUGGCCCUCUUGGACCGAGUUGCCCUGGUGGGCCGAGUGGCCCUGGUGGACCGAGUAUGGAGAACGUCACUGCGAUUUCCCCCGCUAUUCAGACAAUUAACUAUUCGCUCCGCGGAUGUACAGUUGUCUUACCUCCGAUUUUUUUGGGAAACGUUGCUCCGCCAGCGCCGCUUAAUUAUCCUUAUGAACUACCUUUCUCUUCAAUGGGAGUACCGACGACUUCAGGGACCAAUAUACCGCCGUGUGUUCAGCUGCCUUCGCCCCCUCCGAGGGAUACAAAUGAAAGAACAAAUGGCGAAACAUAUGGCGGAAGAAAUGAAGGAGCAAAUGAAGGAGCAAAUGAAGGAACAAAUGAAGGAGCAAAUGGUGGAACAAAUAUCGGAUCGCAUGACGGAUCGAAUGGCGGAUCGAAUGGCGGAUCGAAUGGCGGAUCGAAUGGCGGAUCGAAUGACGGAUCGAAUGACGGAUCGAAUGACGGAUCGAAUGGCGGAUCGAAUGGCGCAACAUAUCUGCGGUAUCUCACCCCAAUCGAGUACAAUGGUGCGGUUUUCUACGGUGAAAGUUUACACGAUAAUCGCAAUUCGCUACCAUUUGCUGAUUACAACGAACAGCAAGCAGAAAAUUUUAGUGACCGUUUGCCUGCGUUCGGUAAUACAAUGAACCAAAAUUCAAUGGUUCAUGACUCCUCAGAGGUUCCUCCAUUAAAUGGUUCGUUGGUUCCUGCAUUAAAUGGUUCCUUGGUUCUUCCAUUGAAUGGUUCAAUGAUGCCAGCUGCAGGGACGAUGAUGCCAACUGCAGGGACGAUGAUACCAGCUGCAGGGACGAUGAUGCCAGCUGCAGGGACGAUGAUGCCAGCUGCAGGGACGAUGAUGCCAGCUGCAGGGACGAUGAUACGAGCUGCAGGGACGAUGAUACGAGUUGCAGGGUCGUGGAUGCAGACGACUGUAACAUUUUUAUGAUGACUGACUCCUUUGACCUCGUGUAAUUAAAUUUUAACAGCGUUGAAUAACUCACUGGUUUUAAUUCGUUUAUUAAAUGCAUCUAUAAUAAUUUUGAAUGCGUUCUCCGUGUUGUUGAAUGCAGUAAUAAUGGCGAGGUUAUUCCUUCAAUUCAAAUAAAAAUUAAUUUUUCAAUGAAGCACAAUUAAGUCGUAUCCUUAUUUGAGUUGACUAUUCCAUUGUUGUUAUCAUUAUUGUUAAAUUUUUGACGCACCUCAAUAGGUUUUAAUCUAGGAACUGAUAAUUGAUGAUCUCUAUGCUAGGACGUUCUGUGCUGAUGGUUUGAUAUUGUUAUAUUACAAUUAAUAGACCUGAAAAAAUGCCCUUAAAUUUCAUUCCAACUUUGAUAAGCUUCAGUGGGAGCGCAGAGUUAUCAAUGAUGAAGAUUUCUAAGAAUUGCGUCAACGUUUAAUUAGAAACGUCGAUGAAAAUUUUGAGCAAAAAACAUUUGUCAUAGACAUGGUUCACCCAAACUUCCUAAGCUAUAUUUAUUUUGGUGUAAGAUACAUCAUGAAAUUGCGGUCACUGCACAGUCAGCUAGAUUUUCUAAGAAUACUAUGUUCAGUAUACUAACUAUACCAUCUUCAGUAUACCAAGUAUACAUGUUCAGUUUACUAACUAUACCAUGUCACCUAAUACUUAUUUAGGUCGAUGACGUACAAAUUUUCUCCUAUAAUUUCGGCUCAGGUACUGAAAGUAAUCUUAAGUAAUUUUUUUAAUUUUAAGCGUAAUAAAAUGACCAAGUGUAUAGAAUGAAAAAAUGCAAUUUUAACCUGGAAGUUAAAUGCCUUUAUUGAUUGGAGCGAGAGUGUAAUAAAUGAA